Molecule: messenger RNA, 1050 nt
Organism: Trichoplusia ni (cabbage looper)
Lineage: Eukaryota; Metazoa; Arthropoda; Insecta; Lepidoptera; Noctuidae
Product: peroxiredoxin-2-like
Exons: 7
Coding region: 146-829 (227 amino acids)
Biological process (GO): hydrogen peroxide catabolic process; cell redox homeostasis; cellular response to stress
Cellular component (GO): cytosol; mitochondrion
Molecular function (GO): thioredoxin peroxidase activity
Source: RefSeq, a predicted model, not a curated record
UCAAAAUUAAAUUUUAUAAAUCUAUCCAGCUUUCUAUUACAGCUGGAAUUUAUCUAGGCCGGUUAGGAAAAUACUGGAAACCGCGUUUCAUUUCCGGUACAUAUUUGCACUGGAUAUACUUUCUAAUUAAAAUAAAGGCUUAAUUAUGUCGUUCUUAGUGAAACGAUUCGCUCGCAGGGCCCUUGCCCCGGCAUUGUCUUCUAUGAAAAGCCAGAACUUUUCAACCACCUCUGCAGUGUUUGUACCUAAAGUUCAGAAAGCGGCGCCAAACUUUGAAGCCACUGCAGUAAUCAAUGGUGAAUUCAACAAACUGAAAUUGUCAGACUAUUCCGGAAAAUAUGUUGUCCUUAUCUUCUACCCAUUGGACUUCACAUUUGUAUGCCCAACUGAGCUGAUUGCAUUCAGUGAGAGAUCUAAAGACUUUGCCGGUAUUGACUGCCAAGUGAUUGGAGUGUCUACAGACUCUGAGUUCAGCCAUCUUGCAUGGACCAACACCCCUAGGAAGGAUGGUGGUCUAGGCAAGUUAGAGAUUCCGCUUCUUGCUGACUACAAAAAGACGAUUUCAAGAGACUAUGAUGUCCUCCUUGAUGAGGGCUUUGCUCUUAGAGGUCUUUUCGUCAUCGACAGGAACGGAAUCCUAAGACAUAUGUCUAUCAACGACUUGCCGGUCGGUAGAUCAGUAGACGAGACGCUCAGGCUGGUGAAAGCUUUCCAGUUUGCCGAUAAACACGGAGAAGUGUGCCCCGCCAAUUGGAACCCAGAAACGAAUGCUGACACGAUCAAGCCAAACCCACAGGGAAGCAAGGAGUACUUCCAAAAAGCCAACUAACUUCCACAGCAGUAUUGUAAUUUGAACCCUACGCAUUUAUGUAUAAGAGUAAAUUCGCCUUACACUAGGAAAGUUUUGUCAAGUUGGUGUUUCAAAAGGGGUUAAAGGUUCAGGUUUUAUUUGAUCAUUAUUUUCUGGGAAAAUAUUGUAGCGUAUUGUGAAUGAUAUUGUUUUGUCCACCUUUAUAUGAGUUAAUUUUUCAGUAAAAUUUUUAUUGAGUA